Messenger RNA from Torulaspora delbrueckii, 1122 nucleotides. It is a transcript of the gene CKA1, whose product is annotated as casein kinase 2 catalytic subunit CKA1. Bases 1 to 1122 code for a protein of 373 amino acids. The transcript has a single exon. The record is from RefSeq and is a predicted model, not a curated record. Gene Ontology annotation, cellular component: cytosol; nucleus; protein kinase CK2 complex. Lineage: Eukaryota; Fungi; Ascomycota; Saccharomycetes; Saccharomycetales; Saccharomycetaceae. Gene Ontology annotation, molecular function: ATP binding; protein serine/threonine kinase activity. Gene Ontology annotation, biological process: DNA damage response; regulation of transcription by RNA polymerase I; regulation of transcription by RNA polymerase III.
AUGAAGUGCAAAAAGUGGUCAGAAUCUCGUGUCUAUACGAAUGCAAAUCAAAUAAGAGGUCAAGAGUAUUGGGAUUAUGAGAAUACUACUAUAGAAUGGUCGCAAAACAAUAAGCACUAUGAGAUUGAAAACAAAGUGGGAAGAGGGAAAUAUUCGGAAGUUUUUCAAGGUGUGCAUUUAGCUACGAAAGAUAGUAUUGUCAUUAAGAUGCUGAAGCCCGUCAAGAAGAAGAAAAUUAAGCGUGAGAUUAAGAUUUUGACCAAUCUUUCCAUUGAAACUAAUCCUCCAACGUCCAAGCCUUUUGACAAAGAUGCAUACUAUACUAAUAGAAAGCAGGAGGUUUUGCAAUUCAUGAGAUCGUACUUGUACGAGCUACCACACAAUGGUCACGAAAAUAUCGUUCAACUGUUGGAUGUUGUAAGAGACCCGAUUUCAAGGACACCAGCCCUUGUCUUCGAAAAUGUCAAUAACGUUGAUUUUCGUGUGUUGUACCCGAAAUUCACCGACUAUGAUAUGAGAUUUUACAUGUUUGAACUUUUAAAAGCCUUGGAUUAUUGUCAUUCCAUGGGUAUCAUGCAUAGGGAUGUCAAGCCACACAACGUCAUGAUCGACCAUAAGCAAAAGAAGUUAAGGCUCAUUGAUUGGGGUCUAGCGGAAUUCUACCACGCCAAUAUGGAAUACAACGUUCGUGUCGCAUCCAGAUUUUUCAAAGGACCAGAGUUGCUAGUCGAUUAUAGAAUGUACGACUAUUCACUCGACUUAUGGUCCUUCGGUACCAUGCUUGCGUCUAUGGUCUUCCAAAAAGAGCCUUUCUUUCAUGGUACUAGUAACACUGAUCAGUUGGUCAAAAUUGUCAGAAUUUUAGGUACUGCAGAUUUUGAGAAAUACCUGCUUAAGUAUGAAAUUACGCUACCUCGUGAGUUUCAUGACAUUGAUCAAUACAUUAGAAGACCAUGGCGCAGGUUUAUCAAUGACUCUAACAAGCAUCUAUGUGAUAAUGAUGAAAUUAUAGAUUUGAUCGACAACCUGCUGAGGUACGAUCAUCAGGAAAGACUUACUGCUAAAGAAGCUAUGGGUCACCCAUGGUUCGAACCCAUUAGAAAAGAAAACAGCGCCACAUGA